Molecule: messenger RNA, 15380 nt
Organism: Ceratitis capitata (Mediterranean fruit fly)
Lineage: Eukaryota; Metazoa; Arthropoda; Insecta; Diptera; Tephritidae
Gene: trol
Product: basement membrane-specific heparan sulfate proteoglycan core protein
Exons: 52
Coding region: 308-15316 (5002 amino acids)
Biological process (GO): cell-cell adhesion
Cellular component (GO): plasma membrane; cell-cell junction
Molecular function (GO): cell adhesion molecule binding; calcium ion binding
Source: RefSeq, a predicted model, not a curated record
GCGCCGUCGUGCGGUACGGACGUCGAUUACGGUUUUCGCUGGUGGUGGUUACUUGGCAAUACGGUCAGACAGACUAAGUUUUGACUUGCGAGGAUUAUUGUUUCUGCACAACAAGUGCCAUAGAGAGGGAAAACCAACUCAAAAAGUUUUACAAUUUGACCUUAUAGUACUGAAUUUAUAAAUAAAGAAAAAAUAACAGAAAAUUAAAAAAAAACUACAAAAAAUUCUUAAUACGUUGUCUCAAAAUUUUCCAAGUGAAAAUACGCACGAUCAGCCGGAAAACAGCAGACAAACAGCGAACCACAUAAUGGGGUCUCAAGUACCCCAGAACGGUGCAACAGCCGCGAGGCGAACAUUGUGGAAUGCCACAAUGCUGUUGAAAGUGGCAGCAGUGCUAUUGAUAUUGCAUGCCACAUGUGGCAAUUAUCAUCAGGCAUCAGCAAAGCAACUAAGCAAUGCCGAUUUCACCAUCGAUGACACCUUCGAUAUUGACCAAUUCGAUGAAGCGCCUGCGGCCCACACCAAUGCACAACUGAUACGAAAUCAACGUGACCUCGAUACUGAAUCUCUGCUCGAGGACGAACUGCAACCGUUCGCCGCGGACGAUGAAACUGAAGCGGACAGCAGUAGUUGGCUGGUGAAGGGCGUGAAACGUGUACGCCGUGAGCUAAGCCGUCUCUUCGGCAAAGCGGAUGACAAGUCCGCCAAGCAACAUCGACGCAAGCUGCACGAAGGUGCAGCCGAUAAGCACAGCCACAAGCAUCCAAAACAGCACAAAGCACGUAGUGGUGAUGAUAAGAAGCAUCGUAAUAAACACCACAUGGGUGGCAAACAUCGUGGCCAGCUCUUGUUGCAGCAACAACAACAUGGUCAAGAACAUGAAACGGCGGAACAGCAAGGCAAACAACUGAAAAAGCUUGCGAAGAAGCAUGCGAAACGACAAAGCGACUACGAUGGCUCGGGUGAUGGUGAUGACGAAUUCGAGGGCCCCCCAACGGAAUUCUGGCGCACUUACUUUGUCAUCAACGAGCCUUGGAGUGAGGCCUUCACCAAUGCAAAAAGCGAGGAAUUCUUGACCCUGUAUCGUUCGCUGGAGAUAUCGCUAAAGAAGCUCUUCCACGAAGCGGUCAAUGAUGAGGACUUUGACAUCAACCCCGCCUUGUUGGUAGUGAAUCGUCAUGAGGACAACUACAAGGUAUAUGUCUUGGUACAACUCGAACUGCCCGAGGGCAACAACGGUUUCCAGCAGGUAUUUGAGAAUCACCUUGAGCGCUAUCAUCGCUUAGGCAAUUUGGGUGCUGAGACUGGCGAUCGCUUCUACUUCAGGCACAUAGAUGACAUAUCGUUACCGAUAGACCCCGAAACCGAUUACAUACCACCCAAAGAGUAUAAUGGUGAAGGGGGUGACGAAGUUUCCGGCACUUAUGGGGACGCAUGUGAUCCCGAUCAUGGUUUUGAAUGUACGGAUGGCUCACUUAUCGCUUGCGACAAUCUCUGUAACGGCGCAAUGGAUUGUUCCGAUGGCGCUGAUGAGGACGAGGCCUUCUGUAAUUCCAAAUACGAUGCCGAGGAAGAUGAACGUCUUGCCGCCGAAGAAGAGCAACGUCGUUUAGAGGAAGAGGCGCGUCAUCGUGCAGAGGAGGAAGACAGAGCCGCAAGUUUGGCUGCCGAGGAAGAGCAACGUGUUGAGCAAGAACGUCGUGCACAAGAAGAGGAGCGACUUGCAGAGGAGGAGCGUCGCAAUGAAGAAGAGCGGCGCGCAGAAGAUGAACGCCGUGCUGAAGAUGAACGCCGUGCCGAAGAUGAGCGCCGCGCUGAUGAUGAACGUCGUGCUGAAGAAGAACGUCGUGCUGAAGAAGAACGUCGUGCCGAAGAAGAACGCCGUGCCGAAGAGGAACGCCGCCUGGAGGAGGAACGUCGUGCUCAAGAAGAAGAAGAAGCCGGUUACGCCGGCGGUGAGGAUGAAAGCGUAGACCCCGUUACACAAGAACCGAAUGAGAAUGAAAUAGUUGAUGAAUAUGAUGAAGAAGAAGAACGUCGUCGCACUGAGGAAGCUGAACGCGCCGAACAAGAUCGCCUACGCGCCGAACAAGAUCGCCUACGAGCCGAGUAUAUAGAACAAGAACGCCGCCGUGCACAGGAAAUAGAGCGCGCUCGUGCUGAGUAUGAAAAACGGCAACGUGAGGAAGCCUCCGAACGAGACGAAAUACCCGAACUACCCAUAAUGCCUGACGAGUCCGAAGCCACCGAAGAGCCAGAGCGCGCCUAUAAUGGUCUAGACCUGGAUGAGGGUUCUGGCGCUGAUACCAACUUUGGCAUUUCGACAGAUCGUUCGACGCUUUUCACGGAUGCCGGCUGUCGUGGUGAUGCCUCGUACACAUGCAGCCGAAGUGGUUACCAAAUCUGCGACGAACAACGCUGUGACGGUCGUGAGGACUGUCCGGAUGGUGAAGAUGAGGUCGACUGUGAAUAUGAAAAUGGUGCUGGUGGUGAUGCCAAUGGCGGUGCUGUCGAUGGUAAUGAGGAGGAAAUCAUUGAUGAGGAUCUGGCUGGUAAAGGAGAAAGAGACGAAGGUGAAAAUGUUUGCUCCGAUAGCGAGUUUAAAUGUGAUGGCAAUUGUAUAGCGCGUUAUUAUGUGUGUAACGGUAUUGUUGAAUGCGAAGAUGGCACCGAUGAGGCGAACUGUCCUAGCAGUGAAACAGAAGAAUGCAGACCAGAUCAGUAUAGAUGUCGUUCAGGCAAUUGCAUUGAUAGUGCACGUCGCUGUGAUCGCACUCCUGACUGUCCCGAUGGCGAUGAUGAGGAUGCAAGUUGCCUUAUCGGUUGUCGUGAGGAUGAGUACCUGUGCAGGGAUGGCAUGCGUUGUAUUAGCAAUACGCGAGUCUGCGACCGCGUCACCGACUGUGUAGACGCCGACGAUGAGGAUCAAUGUGAUGGCAUUGUACCUCAGCUGCGUUACUAUUGCCCGAAGGGUAAAUUCACCUGUCACGAUCUAUCGUGCAUUUCGAUUGUGCAUCGCUGUGAUGGCCAUACGGAUUGUCCAAAUGAUCGCGCCGAUGAGGAGGGAUGUCCUUGCCUCUACGAACGUUGGAUGUGCGACGAUGGCACUUGUUUGUCGCAAGAACAGCGCUGUAAUGGCAAUAUUGAUUGCCCGAAUGAUGUGUCGGAUGAACGGAAUUGCAAUGGUGGUGAGUCUGCCUGCAGAUAUAACGAAUUCCAAUGUGAUAACGGUCAAUGUAUACCGAUGCGUGAGUUAUGCGAUAAUAUAUAUGAUUGUGUUGAUUAUUCAGAUGAGAAGGAUUGUGACGUGGAGGAUAUUGGCCGUAAUAUUUUCGAUGAGGAUGAAAUUAUACGCGAAUAUGCACCACAUCCACGACGCCCACCGACGACGGAGGGCCCACCCCUCCUAGAGGGUAUAGAUGCCGAGGAAUAUUAUGUGCUCAACUCACAUAUCUAUGAGAAAUCGAAUGCGCUUAAGCCCUGCAAUGAAAAUCAAUUCGAAUGCGGCAAUAAAGUGUGUAUACCGUUAUUCCUGCGCUGUGACGGCUUUUACGCAUGCAACGAUCUGUCCGAUGAGUUCGACUGUGAUCAGUAUAAUAGUGAAAAGCGGCGCACGACCACAGCGAGGCCAGCGAAUUUGGUGCGCCCAACACAGGCGACUGGGGGCGGAUUGUUACCCUGGUGGCGUACAACGGCCGCGCCAACGGUGAGCACAACAGCAUGGGCGAUGACAACGACGGGAAGGCCGACAACUAGCGCGACAUUUGCGCAGAGUAAUGAGACGCUACUAAUACCCAGCUACAAUAACACUUGCCUCGAACAUUACGAAUUCGCAUGCCGUAAUGGCGAUUGCAUACCAAUCGAGAGCGUUUGCGAUGGCGCUGCCGAUUGUAAGCAACGCGAAGAUGAAGACUACGAAUUGUGCAGUUGCAGCAGCGAUAAGUGGAAAUGUUUGCGCGGCGGCGGUUGCAUACCGAAAACACAAGUCUGCGAUGGUAGAAAACAGUGCAAGGAUGGCAGUGAUGAGAGCAAUUGUCAUUUUCAUGCUAAAUAUAAUAAGACGCGCAUUGACAAUGAAUGUUUGAGUUUUCAAUUUCAAUGCGCCGAUGGUAUCUGCAUUUCGGGCUACAAGCGUUGUAACGGCAUUACCGAUUGCGAUGAUGAUUCGGAUGAGAUAAAUUGUCCUUUAAAUUAUGAUGACGCAAGUUAUGAAUUCGAACCGGAUCCCGCGCUCAUCGAAUGCGAUAUAUAUGAGUUCGAGUGCGAUUACUCGCGUUGCAUACCGAUUGAAAAGAAAUGUGACGGUUAUCCCGACUGCGAUGACGAAACCGAUGAAUUUGAUUGUCCGCCAUUCACAGAACAUUGCCAUGAAAAUGAAUUUGAAUGCGAUCAAAAUUAUUGUAUACUACGUGAUCAACAAUGCAACGGUGUUGUCAAUUGCAAUGAUGGAACCGAUGAGCAAAAUUGCACAAUCUGCCGCGAUAAAGCUUUUCUCUGUCACACAGGCGAAUGCAUUUUGUCCAAAUUGCGUUGCAAUGGUCAGACCGAUUGCGUCGAUGCUAGUGAUGAAUUAAAUUGCGUCGAUCCAGCAUCGAGACGUAUUGAAUGUCCGGCACUGCAAUUCAUUUGUAACGGUACCUGCGUCGAUUGGAGUCUACAUUGCAAUGGCAAAAUCGAUUGCGACGAUGAAGUCGAUGAACGAGAUUGCGAUGUUAGUGAAAAUGAAAUAACAAAUUUCAUAACGAAUAAAACCUGCCAAGCCUACCAAUGGCAAUGCGACAACUCACAGUGUAUCAAUAAAGAUUAUUUGUGCGACGGAACGGCAGAUUGCACAGACGGAUCCGACGAAUCGACCAGGCAAUGCGAGAAGAAGGUUGCGACACGCCACACACCCGAGGACUGUACGGCCGAUCAACACUUUUGCGACGACGAAUGUCGCCCAGCCAGCAUACGUUGUAAUGAUGUUAGCGAGUGUACGGACGGUAGUGAUGAGAUUAACUGUACACCCGCAUAUACGCCGAGCACACGCCGACCACUAACCAUCUACCCGUGUCCGAUGCAUACCUGUCCGAAUGGCAAAUGCUAUUCGGAGAGUGAACGUUGUGAUGGUUCGCGUGAUUGUGACGAUGGUGCCGAUGAGGCAAAUUGCUGCGCUGCUAAUCAAUUCCGUUGCCGCAAUGGUGAUUGUGUCUCGCGCAACGCUCAAUGUAACGGUUAUCCCGAUUGUCGCGAUGGCUCAGACGAAGAUGACUGCUCGGAAGCAACACUGCCAUUUGUGCCAUCCUGUUCGGCGGCGCAAUUCCGCUGCAAUAACGGUCAGUGUAUAAAUGCGGCGGCGCGUUGUAAUGGCUAUACCGAUUGUGCUGACAGUUCGGAUGAGCUCUCGUGCACUGCCACCGAUGUUUCUCCCGCCAAUCCACAAUUGAACUUGAAGACCUAUCCCGAUAGUCAGAUUAUCAAAGAAAGUCGCGAAGUCAUCUUCCGUUGCCGUGAUGAGGGUCCACAGCGCGCACGCGUCAAAUGGACACGCCCAGGCGGUCGUCCGCUACCGAUCGGCUCACGUGACAAUGGCGAUGGUCGUCUGGAAAUACCCAAUAUACGCGUCGAAGACUCUGGUCAAUAUAUCUGUGAGGCUGUAGGCUAUCCACGUCAUGUGUCGGGACAACAAGUGCUCGUACAUCUGACUGUUGAGAAAUCCAAUCCCAACUAUGAUCGCCCGCCAACAGCUUGCCGUGCCAACCAGGCUACAUGCCGCAACAAUGAUUGUAUCGACAAGGCUUUGAUCUGCGAUGGCACCCCACACUGCUCGGAUGGUUCCGACGAGGAGAGCUGCAGUCACGGUCUCAAGUGUCAGCCGAAUCAGUUCAUGUGCCGCAACUCACGUUGCAUUGAUCGCAUCUGGCGUUGUGACGGUGAGGACGAUUGUUUCGAUAACUCCGAUGAGGACAGUUGUGAUCCGGAGCCAAGUGGUGCGCCAUGCCGUUAUGACGAGUUCCAGUGUCGCAGCGGUCAUUGCAUACCGAAGAACUUCCAAUGUGACGAUACGAAUGAUUGCUUGGAUGGCAGCGAUGAGAUCGGUUGUGUUGCGCCUGCGCCAAUACGUCCACCUCCUCCUUACGUCCGCCUGCAACAGGGCGAUGCUUUGAAUAUUAGCUGCGUAGGUGUCGGUGUACCCGUGCCACUCAUCGUCUGGCGUUUGAACUGGGGCCAUGUGCCUGAGAAGUGCGUGUCGCGUAAUUAUGCCGGAUCUGCUACACUCUACUGCCCCGGCAUGGAUAGCGUGGAUCAAGGCGCCUAUUCCUGUGAGAUAAUCAACUCGAAGGGUCGCAUUUUCGUCACCCCCGACACUCAUGUAUCGGUGGAGCCGAGCCGACCCGAUUUGGAUGUCUGCCCUGCCGGUUUCUUCAACAUGCUUGCACGUCAUCCGGAUGAGUGUAUUAACUGUUUCUGUUUCGGCAUAUCGAAGACCUGCAAGAGCGCCAAUCUGUUCAACUUUGCCCUUCAACCGCCAAUCACAUCGCACAAAGUAAAGAAUGUGGAGCUGAACCCUUACGGUGAUGUUAUCAUCAACGAGGCGCCACAGCCCAAUAUACUGAGUCGUCUUCACGGCGUUCAGUUCCGCGUGUCUGAUGUGGGCUACAACAGUCGCGAGCAACCCUACUUAGCGCUACCGAUCGAUUACAUGGGUAAUCAGUUGAAAUCUUACGGUGGCUAUCUGCGUUACGAAGUCAAUUAUAUGGGCAAUGGACGUCUGAACAAAGUACCCGAUGUUAUAAUCACUGGAAAUGGCUACACGCUUACACAUCGCGUGCGCAACCAACCGGAACCGAAUGUCAACAACAAAAUCUCUGUACAAUUCCAUGCUGGUAAUUGGUACAAGACCGACGGCCGUCGCGCAACACGCCAGGAGAUUAUGAUGGUUCUGGCCAAUGUAGACAACAUACUCAUUCGUUUGAGCUACAUUGAUGCCACCGAACGUGAGGUUGAGCUGACCAACAUCUUCAUGGACUCGGCUGGUUUAACGGACCAAGGUUUGGGUUCAGCUUCCUUAGUGGAAAAAUGUACCUGUCCACCUGGCUAUGUUGGCGACUCUUGCGAGUCUUGUGCGCCCGGUUAUGUACGCGAGAAGUACGACUGGCUGGGACGCUGCGUGCCAUUUGUGCCGGAGCAAUGUACAGCAGGCACUUAUGGUGAUCCGGCACGUGGUAUACCCUGCCGUCCAUGCCCAUGUCCACAAACUGGAGCCGGCAACUUUGCAAGCACUUGUCAACUCGGUCCUGAUGGUGACGUUAUCUGCAAUUGUUUCGAAGGCUACACCGGCAGACGCUGUGAGUCCUGCGCUCCAGGUUAUCAGGGCAAUCCAUUGGUGCCAGGCGGCAGCUGCUACCCAAUACCGGAGAGCACUUGCAACGCCGAGGGUACCUACUACCCACACCCUAACGGCACCUGCGAGUGUAAGACACUUGUGGUGGGUCCACGUUGUGACACCUGCGCGCCGGAGUCUUUCCACUUGAACAGUUUCACCUACACCGGCUGCAUUGAGUGCUUCUGCAGCGGUCUCACCAAGCAAUGCUCCAGCAGCAGCUGGUACCGGGACCAGAUUUCGACGAGCUUUGGUCGCUCGCGUGCACCACACGGCUUUAAACUCAUUCGCGAUUACGAGACGCCCGAACCAAUUGUUUUCCAACAAUCGAAUAGCGCGCUCCAAUUUAGUUCGACCACCGGCUCCGAACCACUCUAUUGGAGUUUGCCUGCCACAUUCUUGGGUAACAAGAUUACUGCCUAUGGUGGCAAACUUGCCUAUAAUCUCAGCUACAACGCACUGCCCGGUGGUUUUAUGUCCCGCAACAGCGCACCCGAUGUGGUCAUCAAGGGUGAGGAUGUGACCAUGGUACAUUAUCGCAAGGCUAGCGUAAGCCCCAGCCAACCCAGCUCAUACUCUGUGCCGAUCAUUGAAAGCGCCUGGCAGCGUUCGGACGGUCAAGUGGUCAAUCGCGAGCACUUGCUGAUGGCACUCUCCGACAUCUAUGCGAUCUACAUCAAAGCCACCUACACCACCGGUACCAAGGACGGUCAGUUGACGCACGUCUCACUAGAUAUUGCGACCCAAAAUAACAUCGGCACACCACGCGCCUACGAAGUGGAGGAGUGCCGCUGUCCAAUCGGUUACAUUGGGCUCUCCUGUGAGCGUUGCGCACCUGGUUAUAAACGUGAGAGCGAAGAGGGUCUCUAUCUAGGCGUUUGCAUACCUUGUGAAUGUAAUGGACACUCGACGCAAUGCGAUGCCGAAACCGGCGUUUGUGUGAACUGCGAUCACAAUACCGCUGGCGAUUACUGUGACCGCUGCGCAGCCGGUUAUACAGGCAAUGCCUCCGGCGGCACACCAUAUGACUGCACACCCGAUUACGCACCACCCCCACCGAGCAAUCAGUCCUCUUGUUCUUAUUGUAAUCGCGCCGGUACUGUAUCGUGCGACGGCGGCUACUGCGCUUGUAAACCCAAUGUGGAUGGGGCAUACUGCGACCGUUGUCGUCCCGGCACUUUUGGACUCUCCGAGCGUAAUCCCGAUGGUUGUGAGGAGUGCUAUUGCUCUGGCAAGAGCACACAAUGCAACUCUGCGCUGCUGUACCGCCAACUGAUACCCGUCGACUUUAUACUCAACGCGCCGCUCAUCACAGACAUUAAGGGCGAGGUGAUAGACAACAGCAAUCAAAACUUCGAUUUCCCCACCAACUCGUACACCUACAAUUAUACAUCGUACACCGAAAAAUACUGGAGCAUACGCGGCUCCGUGCUGGGCAAUCAAUUGUACUCGUACGGCGGUCAUCUCUCCUACAAUCUGGAUGUGGAAACUUAUGGUGACUACGUGCCCGGCAAAGAUGUCGUACUGAUCGGUAAUGGCAUGGAACUGCACUGGUCGCGUCCGGAUGAAGAGCAAGACAGUAAUGAAUACCGCGUACGCUUGCAUGAAGACGAGGAGUGGCAGCGUACUGAGUACGGCAGCACAAUACGCGCCACCCGCCUGGACUUCAUGAAUGUGCUGGCCAACUUGGAGCACAUUUUGAUACGUGCCACAACUAAAAUACCCACCACACGCACGAGCAUACGCGAUGUCAUACUCGAGUCGGCAGUGGAGCAUCGUACACCCGACGCUACGCAGGCUGUAGAAAUUGAGCUCUGCACUUGUCCGGCGGGCUACUCCGGCGCCUCAUGCGAGAAAUGCGAACCGCUGCAUUACAAGGAUAACUACGGCAGCUGUGUGGCCUGUCCGUGCCGUGAAGACACCACCGACUCGUGCUUCCUGCAACGCAACGAAGUGGUCUGCCAAUGCAAGCCCGGCUACAGCGGCCAACAGUGUCAAGUUAAUGACGUCUAUCCACCCCGCCCCGAGCCGACGCGUCCAACACCACCACCAGCACUGCCAGAGUAUCAAACACAAAUUACCGUUUCAAUUGCGCCACCUCAAUACGAAAUCAUACCGAUUGGUGGCUCCCUGACGCUGACCUGUACCGGCCGCAUGGCCUGGAAUGGCCUGCCGGUGUUUGUGAAUUGGUUCAAACUGGGCGGACGUCUGCCCAACGCCGCUGAAGAGGAGGACGGCAUUUUGCGCUUGUACAACCUACAAAUCUACGACUCCGGUGUGUACGUCUGUCGUGCGGUGAACAAUGACACGAAACGCGUUUUCGAAGAUAAGGUUUCCAUUACAAUCUCAGAGGACUCCCUACGCACCGGUCCACGCAUUGAGAAUCUACCACAAGUCGUGGAAUUCGAAGAGUACCAAACGAAUGAGAUCAACUGCGAAGUGAGUGGCAAUCCCACACCCACCGUCACCUGGACACGUGUCGACGGUCGCAUGUCAAUGGAGGCGCACACCGAUGGCACCCGUCUGAUCUUCGAUGCGCCGCGCAAGUCGGACGAGGGCAGAUAUCGUUGUAAAGCCACAAAUCCACUUGAUACCGUUGAGAAAUAUACACAAGUGUAUGUGCGUACCUCCCCACCGGUGCCACCGCCACCACCACGUGAACUCAUCUACAUCGAACCGCCAUCAUACACCGGUGAAUCGGGCGAUAGCGUGCGACUCACCUGCCAACCCACCACCUCGAUUGUGCUCGUCUAUGAGUGGAACAAGGACGGCUACCCGCUAUAUCGUCAGAGCAAUGUAAUUGUGAGUGGCAAUACGCUUGAAAUACGCGAGGCCACCGCACGCGACUCUGGCUACUACACUUGCAUUGGCAUCGAUCUACGCAACCGGCGCAACUAUACCAACGAUGCGCAAGUUGUGAUCGAGGAAAGCAACUAUCCGGCACCAGGUCCACUACCGGGCACCAUUGCGCCUGUAGUCAAACGUUUGCCCGAAGAAAACCGCAUUGCACAAGGGCAAGAUUUCUCUAUUACCUGCGAGGCAAGCGGCUCACCCUACCCCAGCAUCAAAUGGACGAAGUUCCACGCUGCGCUCGCUGACAAUGUACAGCAAACCGGUAAUGUUUUGCGUAUCAUAAACGCACGCCCCGAGAACGGCGGCAUGUAUCUGUGCAUAGCCGAGAAUGUGGCCGGCUCUCAUGAGUCCAGCACUAUAAUCGAUGUUGAUCCACGUGAAAGUCCCACCAUAGAUAUACAUCCGCCCGAGCCACAAAGGGUCAAUGUCGGCACGGAAGCAAUGCUCUACUGCAGUGGUAACGGCUCACCCGAACCGACCGUGCAAUGGCGUCGUGUGGAUGGCAAACCGCUGUCGUCCCGUUGUGAGAUAGUCAGGGAAGGCUAUAUCAUGAUACGUAACAUACAAGUGGAGGACGAUGGUGAUUACGAGUGUAUCGCUAAAAACGAUGUGGGUCGCACAACAGCCGUGCAGGAAAUACGCGUGUUGGUGCCACCCUCAAUUACGCUCGAGCCCAAUGAGGAAUAUCUCAGUUUAACCGAAGGUGAUGAACUGAAGUUGAUCUGCAGCGCGAGUGGUGUGCCCAGCCCCAUCGUGCAAUGGGUUGAUGAUUCAACGGAAUUUAACCGCGAACUCAGCGUGGGCCGACAAUUCAAUCAGGCCUUCUUGGAGAAGUAUCGUGUCGAUCGGAAUGACGCCAAGAUCUACAAGUGUAUCGCGAGCAACGAGGCCGGCACGGAUGAGAGCUACGUCACCGUGGAUGUGCGUCCACGUCGUGGCGAUGCACCAGUUGACAGCGAUGUGAUCCGUUACCCUGUAGCCGAUACACCACCACCUCAAAAUAUCUAUCGCGCGCGAGAAGGCGAUGCCGUCAAACUUACAUGCGAUCUAAAUCAAGCGCUGCUUACGCGCUGGGAACGCGUCGAUGGCGAUCCUUUGCCUGAGAACUCAUACUUGGACCGCAAUAGCUUGAUUAUUAGUGGCGUCGAGCAGAAAAAUAUCGGACGUUACCGUUGCAAUGCCAUCGAUAAUCUUGGUAAUAUUGAAACGUUCAUUGUUGCUGAGCUCGUCCUGGUGCCGAUACCACACAUCACCUUCCAUCCUCAAAUACCGGUUGUGCUGACUGAGAACGAUAAUAUCGAUAUCUUCUGCGAGGUGUCCGGCGAACAACCCAUCGCUGUCACCUGGCAUACGACCAACAAUCGUCCACUGCCAGAUUCCGUACGCAUUGAAGGUCCUUACCUGCGCUUCUUCUCCAUUACACCCGCCGAUGCUGGCCGGUACCUCUGCUCGGCCUCUAAUCGCUAUGGCAAUACAACGAAAACCGCUGAGGUGGUCGUAAAUCGUCGCGGCCCCUAUUUGCCUACACCACGUGCACAGGUUCAUGAAAUACGCGAAGGCGAUGAUGUCACGCUCACCUGCAAUGUAGGCGAUGGACGUGAGACGAUACGCGGUGGCAUAAGAUAUAAUUGGCGUCGUGAAGACCAACGACCUCUACCACCAGGCGCUUUGAUACACGAUCAACGUCUGAUUUUGCGUGGCGUACAGAAACAGGACGAAGGUCGCUAUGUGUGCGACUCCUACACAACGGCCGGUUAUAGCUCAGCGCCAUCUUAUGUCGAUUUGAUUGUCAAGCGAGGUUACAGCAUAAGUGAGGUCCCUUGCGUCGUUUUCUAUAUCUGUACAGACUUCAAAACCACCAAAGCGGUGGUGUCCAAGCCGCCUACGCGUCUCUCCUACGCCUGCCAACCGACCGACUUUAAGUGCGUCUCGCAUCCGCAUACCUGUAUUAAAGCCGCAAUGGUCUGUGACGGCAUACACGAUUGCACCGAUCACUCGGACGAGUUCAAUUGUACGACGCCACAAUCGUCAACAACACUUCAACUGCCGUUGCUUGGCAGCUCAUUAGCCGUGUCGGCGGGUGUGACACCAACUGCAACACCUCUGCCGCCGCCGCCGCCUCUAACUAAGCCCUCGCUGACGUCGCACAAAAAGUCACCGCCAACCCCACCAUCGACGCCAACACAGAAGCCGAGCUAUAAGCGCUGGAAGAAGCGGCACAGCAGUCACAAGGAGCGACGCAAUAAUCACGCGCACACACACAAACACAAACAGCGGCUGCGUGUGAAGAAGCGACGCCAUUUGCUACAGACGCCGACGACCGUUUUCCACCCAUUCGCAGCAGCGGCAAUACCACUACCACGUUUGCCCGUCGUACCGCAAACAUUACCGGAGCUCCCCACCCUACCACCACCACCAGCACAAACCCGGCAACGUGAGCUGAGCCUUAAACUGGACCAACAAUCGUCGCAACUGCGCGUCGGCGAAUCAACAGAGGUCGAGUGUUACUCAUCGGACAGUAGCUACACGGAUGUCGUCUGGGAACGGGCCGAUGGCACGCCUCUGCCACCACAUAUACAGCAAAUCGGCAAUCGUCUGAUCAUCUCACACGUUUCCGCUUCCGACGCUGGCAACUACGUCUGCAAGUGCAAGACCGAUGUGGGUGAAUUGUACACGACCAGCUAUGAGUUGGGCAUUGAGGAGUGGCCGCACGAGUGGAAGCGUCCGAAGUUGGUGCAUGCCGACGUUGGAUCCUCCGCGAAGCUUAACUGCGACGCUGAAAUACCUGGCAGCUAUCGUUGGUCUCGCCAAUACGGGCAAAUGCAAGCCGAGCGCGAGCUAUUCAAUGAGCAACUCGAACUACACAAUGUGCAAGCAAACGACGCCGGCACUUACAUUUGCACGUCCAGCACACCGGAUGGCCAGUCCAUCGACUAUCCGACUAUACUAGUUGUCACCGGCGCUAUACCGCAAUUCCAUCAGGAACCGAUUAGCUACAUGUCUUUCCCUACGCUACCCGAAUCGGUACUUAAGUUCAACUUUGACAUUACAUUCCGACCCGAGCAGGGCAAUGGUCUCUUGCUCUUCAACGGUCAGAAGCGUGGGAGUGGUGACUAUAUCUCGCUCUCGCUGAAUGACCGUUAUCCCGAAUUCCGUUUUGACUUCGAUGGUAAACCAAUGAUUGUACGCGCCGAACGUCCGGUUUCGCUCAACGAGUGGCACACCGUACGCGUGAACCGCUUCCGACGCGAUGGCUACAUGCAGGUGGAUGAACAACAUCCCGUCGCCUUCCCCACACUAGCGCAAGUUUCACUCUUGGACUUGAUUGAAGACUUGUAUAUUGGCGGUGUACCGAACUGGGAAAUGUUGCCACAUGAUGCUAUUGAUGAACAAGUCGGCUUUGUGGGUUGCAUUAGCCGCCUCACUCUCCAGGGUACCAUUGUUGAGUUGAUGAAAGAGGCCAAGUUGAAGGAAGGCAUCACUGCCUGCCGUCCGUGUCAAAAGAACCCAUGCGAGAAUGGCGGCAUCUGUCUCGAAAGUCAAACGGAGAUGGCCUACACAUGCAUCUGUCAACAAGGUUGGACCGGGCAUAACUGUGGCGUCGAAGGCACACAGUGCACACCCGGCAUUUGCGGUAGUGGACGCUGCGAGAACACUGAGAUGGGCAUGGAAUGCCUCUGCCCCUUGAACAAGACCGGCGAUCGCUGUCAGUACAUCGAGCAUUUGAAUGAGAACAGCUUGGCGUUCAAGCUCAAUAGCUAUGCUGCCUACCCCACACCACGCGCCUCCAAAUUGAAUGUGAAGUUCAAGGUACGACCCAACUCGCUGCAGGAUGCCAUCCUACUCUACGCAGCCGAAUCGAAGCUGCCCAGCGGCGACUUUAUUGCCGUGCUGCUGCAUGAUAAACACGUCGAGCUCGUCAUCAAUACCGGCGCACGGCUGAACCCGGUGUUGGUGCGUUCACAGAACCCACUGCCCGUGAACAAGUGGACUGAAAUUGAGGUGUCGCGUCGUUUUGGCGAGGGCAUCUUACGCGUAGGCAAUGAGCCGGAGCAACGUGCUAAGUCUACGAAAUCUGCGCGUAUGCUGUAUCUAAAGACGCCACUCUACGUCGGCGGCUUUGAUCAUGAGAACAUCAAACUCAAUCGGGACGUAAAUGUCACGCGCGGCUUCGAUGGCUGCAUCUCGGGCCUGUUUGAAGGUCAACGCCAAAUUCACCUCAUCGCCGACAUCCAAGAUGCGGCGAACAUACAAAACUGUGGUGAGAUCAACGAGAUCGAUCAGAAUGAGACCUUCGACAACUACGAGCACGAAGCCAACAAACCGCAACCGGCAACGGGCUCACAACCUGAAGUGCAAAUGGAAAAGGCGCACCAACAAAUGGACGCCUGCGCCAGUGAUCCCUGUGAAAAUGGUGGUAGCUGCAGCUUGCUUGAAGGCAUGGCCAUUUGCGAAUGUCCUUUCGGCUUCGCGGGCAAGCACUGCGAAGAACACAUUACCUUCGAAUACGACGCGAACUUCCAUGGCAACGGCUACCUCGAGGUGAACCGUGACCAAUUCAACACUGAAAUCGAACAAAAAUACUCAUUCGCCGCUUUGGUCUUCUCCACAACCGAUCCCAAUGGACUGUUGCUGUGGUGGGGCCAGAAGAAAAAUGAGGAAUACACCGGUCAGGACUUCAUGGCAUUAGCCAUUGUCGAUGGUACCGUUGAAUUCUCAUUCCGUCUCAAUGGCGAGGAGACCGUCAUACGUAAUCCCGACAAACGUAUCGAUGAUGGCAGUCGCCACAUUGUACUGAUCAAACGUACCGACAACACUGCCAUACUAGAGUUGGAUCACCUCCUGGACGCGGGUGAGACACGCCCAACGGGCAAGGAUAAAAUGAGUCUGCCGGGUCAUGUGUUCAUUGGUGGUGCGCCAGAUGUUGCCAAAUUCACUGGCGGUCGCUACAACAAGAACUUCAACGGUUGCGUGCGUGUCGUUGAAGGCGAUGCGCGUGGCAUCAUACAGUUGGGCACAGCAGUCGUUAGUGGCCAAAAUGUGGAUACGUGUCCGCAAGCCGACGACGUACCGAUUGGCACCGAACCACCAGUCGUUUGAACAUAGCUUUUAUAUACGUAUAUAAUAUAUAAUUAACGCAUAUAUAUAUAUGUAUUUAUAUAUA